ACCCCGCUGUCCCCAUGGCGUCCCUAUGGGCCGUGCUGGCGCUGCUGGCGCUGAGUUCGGCUCAGGAUUCGCUGCUCAACAUCUGCAUGGACGCCCAGCAUCACAAAUCCAAGCCGGGACCCGAAGGACAGCUCUAUGGGCAGUGCGUGCUAUGGAAGGACAACGCGUGCUGCACUGCCAACACGAGCAUAGAGGCGCACCGGGACCAAUCCUACCUGUAUGGCUUCAACUGGGACCACUGCGGGGCCAUGGCGCAGCGCUGCAAGAGGCACUUCAUCCAGGACACGUGUCUGUAUGAGUGCUCACCCAACCUGGGGCCGUGGAUAGACCAGACGGACUCGAGUUGGCGCCGGCAGCGCAUCCUCAACGUCCCGCUGUGCCGCGAGGACUGCGAGCAGUGGUGGGAGGACUGCCGGGACGCCUCCACCUGCAAAGUCAACUGGCACAAGGGCUGGAAUUGGAGCACAGGCACCAACCAAUGCCCGCGCGGCGCCAUGUGCCAGAAGUUCAAGUACGUCUUCCCCACGCCGGCCGACCUCUGCGAGAAGCUUUGGUCCCAUUCCUACAGAUACACCACGGAGCGCCGGGGGGGCGGGCGGUGCAUCCAGAUGUGGUUCGACCCCAUAGAGGGGAACCCCAACGUGGCCGUGGCGCAGUACUACGCCCGCGGCUCCGCUGCAGACCCCCCCCGCAGCCCCGCGCCCCUCGCCCUGCUGGCCCUGCUGGGGUCGGCCCUCCUGGGGGCGGCGCCGUGGGGCUGAGGGGUGGGGGGUCCCGGUGUGGUUGGAUGGGGAAUAAAGGUCGGGGCUGUAA
Messenger RNA from Gallus gallus (chicken), 813 nucleotides. RefSeq names its product folate receptor gamma (gene FOLR3). The transcript has 4 exons. Gene Ontology annotation, molecular function: signaling receptor activity. The record is from RefSeq and is a predicted model, not a curated record. NCBI's taxonomy places the organism in Eukaryota, Metazoa, Chordata, Aves, Galliformes, Phasianidae. Bases 15 to 761 code for a protein of 248 amino acids. Gene Ontology annotation, cellular component: external side of plasma membrane.